Ornithodoros turicata is the source of this 455-nucleotide messenger RNA. RefSeq names its product proline-rich P65 protein-like. NCBI's taxonomy places the organism in Eukaryota, Metazoa, Arthropoda, Arachnida, Ixodida, Argasidae. The transcript is spliced from 6 exons. The coding region runs from base 114 to 455 and encodes 113 amino acids. The record is from RefSeq and is a predicted model, not a curated record.
UACGGAGCACCAGUUAUGCCCACGUGCAGCCAGUGUUCCUGAAAGACCACACAGGCAAAUCACGAACACAACGUUGUGCACAUUUCAUUGCUGUACAGUAGGGCCUCGGUAAAAUGGCCAAUUAUGAUCCAUACAGAAUGCCGGACUCGCAGCUUCCCAGCCAGGCUACCACUCCUGUUCCAAGCCAAUCUAGUACCCCGCUGCCGUAUCAACCUACAACGCCGGACCAAUACUACCCCAAUGAGUACUAUUCUGACCCGAACCAAAUGUACUACGACCCGAACCAAAUGUACUACGACCCGAACCAAAUGUACUACGACCCAAGCCAAAUAUACUACGGGGACCAAUAUGCAGCUGAUCCGAACCAAAUAUACUACCCGUCGGACCAAUACCAAACUGAAGGUGUUACUAAUCAAACGCAAGUAUUGCAACCACAAGUGACUGCGAGCUCGUAA